GCCUGGACUCCAGCUGAGCGUGUCUACUAGGCUUGGAGAGACGAGCAAGGAUUUGGUGGAGCUGUGCUGGGGGGCUGCCGGCAGCUGCUCUCGGUGCCCGUCCCCGUAGCCAGUGCCCGUGUUUCCCCGGCCCUGCCUGGCUCAGGCAGCCGGGGCCCUGUGAGGCGCAUUCGCAGCAGUGCAGCGCGCAGCACCUGUCACAGUGGCACCAGCGAGGGGAAGCAGCUCCCCAUCCACAGCUCUCCCCAGCCCGCCGCAGCAAGACAGCACCGUGGCCACAGAGUCUGACGUCACCUUCCCUGUGUGCCAGGGGACCCUAAAGGAGCCCAGCAUCGUCAGCCCCUGUCAGCACCAGUUCUGCUUGGGCUGCAUCAUGCGCUGGGCCAAGAGAAGCGCCAACUGCCCCCUCUGCAGGCAGGACAUCACCUCCAUACGCUACUCCAUCUGGUCCGAAGACGACUUUCUGGAGGUCCAAGUUGUCCACCAUGCAGAGAACCAAGAGGACAGCCACCAGGACGAGCAGUGGGCUGCAGUGCCGGUGCCCCAGACUGCCGUGAGCGGCCUCCUGCCUGAGGAAUGGGCGGCCCUUUUCAGGGAACACCCCGAUAUCCUCGGUCCUCUGAGGCCCUGGGUACGCCAGCAAGCCAGGGAGUUGUUCAGGGCUGCCUGGUGGGACCAGGAUGUGCUAGAGGCCAAUGUCAUCACUUGGCUGUGCCGCUGCAGGCUGGAGGAGGUGGUCUUGGUUCAGGAGCUGCAGCCAUUCCUGCAGGGCCAUACAGAGAGCUUUGUGAACCAGCUCAUUGAUAGAACCGUAGAGAUGGGCAGCGAUGAGUUCCUCGAGGAGCUGGGGCUCCUGGAACCCCCUCCUGCAAGCCAGCACCAGAAUGGCCCUGAGGUGGACCUCGGGGGCUCCCAAGAAGCCUGGGAGCCAGAAGACAGCGCUGAAGCCACCCCCGGCCAUGCUGCCUCCUCCCGGGACACUCCUCUCACCAUCGUGUUCUCCUCCAGCAGCUCAGAGGGUUCUGAUAUUGAGGAGCUCCCCAGCACCUCCAGUGCCACCCUACAUGGGGGUCCUGGCCACCCACCCCACUGCACCCAUCCCCACAGAGCAGGAGGAGCCCUUCAGAGAGCCGGGACAGGCAGCAGCAGAAGGUGUUGCGAUGCAGGGCUGCAGCCAUGGGCCCUCUCCUCCUGGCCAGGGCAGGGACAGUUCGCGUGGGGGGCCCCGGCGCCCCCCAAAGAGGAGGUCCAACAGCAGCCCCGACUCUCCCCACCCCUGCAAGAGGCCACCCCCCCGGCACCUUUAGCAGGGCACAUUUAGUUUUCAUUAAAAA
Molecule: messenger RNA, 1334 nt
Organism: Cygnus olor (mute swan)
Lineage: Eukaryota; Metazoa; Chordata; Aves; Anseriformes; Anatidae
Exons: 2
Coding region: 374-1321 (315 amino acids)
Biological process (GO): protein polyubiquitination; protein monoubiquitination
Molecular function (GO): ubiquitin protein ligase activity
Source: RefSeq, a predicted model, not a curated record